Molecule: messenger RNA, 1689 nt
Organism: Aspergillus novofumigatus IBT 16806
Lineage: Eukaryota; Fungi; Ascomycota; Eurotiomycetes; Eurotiales; Aspergillaceae
Exons: 2
Coding region: 1-1689 (562 amino acids)
Source: RefSeq, a predicted model, not a curated record
AUGGCGGGGGCAGCAACCGCAACUUACUCUGCAGAUGUUUGGACCUCGCCCGGUAGCGUAGACGCCAGUCAGCAGCCAUGGGACUUUUCUGUUCCCGCGAGGCAGAAUAGUAACGCUCGUCCCAAGUCACGCUCUCGUGACUCUGGCCACAGAAGAUCCCGAGACAAGGGCUCCAGAAGCUCGUCCCUAUCCAGACAUGCCUACUCACAAGAGGCAAACUUCCUAGCAUUGAGGGGAAGGCGCGAACAUAGCCCAAAGCGACACGAAAGUGAGCCUGGAUUCCCGCGAGACCUGCAUGGAUAUGAAGCCGCGAAUCGGGCCGGGAGCAAAGCGAGAGAUUCUGAACACAAUGGACCUCACAAGGGUAGCGACAAGAAAGAUGGGAUGGGACAGCAGCUGAAUGAACUAGACAGUGCGCAUUGGAUCCAUCGCGAUAAGCUGGCCCGUAUUGAAAGCGAGGAGCUGCAACAGGCGGCCUAUCUGUUUCACCGUCGUGCUGGUCUGGAGAAUGGCAAGCCGAGCCGGGCGAGAAACCACGACUCCAACAACAGCGGGUUCAGCGGGUUCAGUGGGUCGGUAGGCGCACCGAUGGCAUCAGAGUCCAUGGAGCCAUGGCCAAACCUGCGCGACGAGCAGCGCAACCAUACCAGCUCUCCGACGCCCUUUGACGGUGAUGGCACUGGGGACGUGACGGAAGAGGAGCGCAGAGGUUGGGAUCUUCGUAGACCAGAGGAAAUUGCUGCCGACGAGGUGACAGAUAGCGCAUCGAGUAUGUAUCGUAACCCGGGACUUCGAAAGAGCUCGUCUCGGAUACCCAUAUCGACUGCCAGCCCGGCACCUAUUUCUCCCGAGCAUCUGGGACGCGAGUUUCCCAUGCAGCGUGCGCGGACCCUCACAAACGGCGAGGAGGAAAUCUUGCUGUUUGGAAAGCCACGCAGAGCCAGCGAGCCAAUCGCGGUGGAAGCUUCCGACUCCUCUGCCACUCCAUCUGCAACUCCAUCUGCAGGCAGCCGACCAAACAGUCGCGGCAUACAGCCCAACCAAAAUUCUCCGGCAAAAAGAGGACCAACGAGCAAAGGUUCUGCAACCCGCAAAACUUCUGCUCCUCCCAGCAAUACCCGGAAAUCGUCGCGAAAUCGGACCGUUUCAACCAAUUCCCAGCGCCCUACCACCCGAUCAGGCGAGCCCCGUCCGCCGCAGCCCAUCAAUCGACCCGAGGGAGAUCCUCCAUGGUUGGCGACCAUGUAUAAACCCGACCCUCGACUCCCUCCCGACCAGCAGAUCCUCCCUACGCAUGCACGAAGAAUGCUGCAGGAACAAUGGGAGAAGGAGGGCCGGACACCUACAACGUACGAUCGGGAAUUUGCUCCCUUGGCUAUCGGGCCUGACGAUCGACCUCAGCUUUCCAGCAAGGAGGAAGAUACGGAGAAAGUGGAGAACACGCCGGAUAAGGCUGAAGAGCAGUCACUCUCACCGGUGCAAGCGGAGAAGACCGACAAUCUCCUCGCUUCGCCAAAGAGUCCCGCAUCAAGGCCGAGUUCCAGUACGGGAUACAGCCCCAUGCCUAAGCUACAGGAGAUGCCGGCCGCUGCCCAGGUUGGAUUGACGCCAAAAUGGAACCCUCCGGUGGUGACUGCGCAACCUCCGCCCCCGAAGGAGAAGGGAUGCGGAUGUUGCAUCAUUAUGUGA